Molecule: messenger RNA, 315 nt
Organism: Fraxinus pennsylvanica
Lineage: Eukaryota; Viridiplantae; Streptophyta; Magnoliopsida; Lamiales; Oleaceae
Source: the annotation of a GenBank genome assembly
AUGGAAAUGGAAACUGAGGAAACUGGAGAUCCAACUCUUAGUAGUUGUAUUUAUCAUGAAAAUGAGAUUGAAGUUAUAAUUACACUGAAGGUUGAGGGGGAAAGCAAUGGGAAUGUGGUUUUUUCUAGGGAAGCUCCACUUGAACGACUACUAGAGUACAAUGGAGAUGAAGAUCUGAAGGCAAAAGCUGAAACAAAGGGUGAUGCAACACAUGACAUGGUUCUUAUCAAGGUUGACCUCAACAAGCAGUCAAAAACUCAGCUCAUAGGUCCAAAUUGUCCUGGAAUUAUCAAGCCUGGGGAGUGUAAGAUUUGA